Molecule: messenger RNA, 848 nt
Organism: Gastrolobium bilobum
Lineage: Eukaryota; Viridiplantae; Streptophyta; Magnoliopsida; Fabales; Fabaceae
Product: probable calcium-binding protein CML44
Exons: 1
Coding region: 104-601 (165 amino acids)
Molecular function (GO): calcium ion binding
Source: RefSeq, a predicted model, not a curated record
UGUCUACAAUAUAUGAGCAUAUAACUGUUGACAGCUUUAGUGAAGAAACAACAUCAAAAGAAGAGUAGAGACCGAGAAGUUUAUCAUAUUCAUAUACCCUUUUAUGCUCUUUUCCAAUAUGUGUCCUCUAACCCUCAAUGACUUGCAGAGGAUUUUUGAGAAGCUGGAUAUGAACAGCGAUGGGUUUUUGAGCCUUGAAGAGCUGAACAAGCUGCUAGAGAAGACAGGCUUUAAGUUUAGCUUAGAGGAGCUAGAAUCUCUAGUGGGAAAGAAGAGCCUCAACUUCAGUGAGUUCUUGUUCUUCUAUGACUCCAUGUUGAAGCAGAACAGUGAGGAGGAGAAAGGGGUUGAUGGAGACAAUGAUGAUGAUGAGAUUGAAGAUGUAGAGAGUGACCUUGUGAAGGCUUUCAAGGUGUUUGAUUUGGAUGGGGAUGGAUUCAUUACCAGCCAAGAGCUGGAGUGUGUAUUGAAGAGGCUUGGCAUGUGGGAUGAACGGAGUUGCAAGGAUUGCAGAACCAUGAUUUAUUCCUAUGAUACUAAUUUGGAUGGCAAGCUUGAUUUCCAGGAAUUCAAGAACAUGAUGCUGCUUACAACUUCAUGAUUCGUUUAAUUUUGUGCAUGAUCAGCUUCGACCUGGCCUUGCAUUUUGUAUGUAUUUGUGUUGUGUGUUUGUGUAUGUUAUAUGUCAGCAGCAAUCAAUCACUGCUAUGGAAUAUUCAAGUCUAUUGUUGCUGUUGCUGGUAAUGCAAAGUUGUCUAUGCUAUAAUCAGUGUUUUGUAAAUACUUAUGUUCUGAUUAAGAUGAAAACUGAAACAGAGAAUAAGACGGUCUCAGCAGUUCUUGCAUAU